Molecule: messenger RNA, 2305 nt
Organism: Chanos chanos (milkfish)
Lineage: Eukaryota; Metazoa; Chordata; Actinopteri; Gonorynchiformes; Chanidae
Gene: cerk
Product: ceramide kinase
Exons: 14
Coding region: 104-1744 (546 amino acids)
Biological process (GO): phosphorylation; ceramide metabolic process
Molecular function (GO): ceramide kinase activity
Source: RefSeq, a predicted model, not a curated record
CCUUGUGAUCAUACUUAUUGUCAGUGCAGUAUAGUAUAAAGUUAGUUCAAACAUGCGAACACUUAGGGUUUAACUCCAUAUUGCGGGGGAAAAAAACAGAGCAAUGGAAAAACAACCAAGGCUGUUGUCUUCGCAGCUUUCACUUCAGAAUAGGGUCUGUGAUGUUACACUUAACUGCGUUGUUCUGACAUGGAAAGAGAGAGAGACCACUAAAAAACGGGUCUCGGGAAGCUUCCUCGGGAGUUCCAGGGCUGCUGGCAGCCACUGUGUUCCAGUGUGUGAGAUCAUAGCUGUCCAAGAGACAACAGAAGCCUGCCAAAGUAAUGAUGCUGGGAGGUGGCAGAUGGUUCCUCAACAACCCUCAGAAUCAGAGCAGCAUGCUUUUACAGUGUCCUAUGUUGAGCGAAUGAGGGGGCACCGCUGGCGGUGUAGCGAAGUGACCUUCCAUUGUACAGAUUGGAGACUAUGCCAACAGUGGAUCCAAACCAUUAAGGAGCAACUCUCACAACUGACCAGCCGCCCAAAGAGCUUGUUGGUUUAUAUCAAUCCCUAUGGGGGAAAGCAACGAGGAAAGUGGAUUUACGAGCACAAAGUGGCCCCAGUCUUUUCCCGUGCCUCAAUUUCCACUGACGUGAUUGUUACGGAGUGUGCAAAUCAUGCCAGAAACCACUUGAAAAAGGAGGCUGAUUUAAAAAAGUAUGAUGGUGUGGUCUGUGUCGGAGGUGAUGGGAUGUUCAGCGAGAUCCUACACGGCCUCAUCUCCCGGACGCAGUGCGACUCUGGUGUGGAUGAGAACUGUGCAGAGACGCUUGUGCCCUCUGCACUUCGCAUUGGCAUCAUUCCUGCAGGCUCAACUGACUGCAUAUGCUUUGCAACUGUGGGCACUAAUGAUCCAGUGACAUCUGCAUUGCAUAUAGUCAUAGGGGACUCCCAGCCCAUGGAUGUGUGCUCUGUCCAUCAUAACAACACCUUCCUCAGAUAUUCUGUCUCCCUGCUCGGUUACGGUUUCUUUGGGGACGUACUGACAGAUAGUGAGAGGAAGCGUUGGAUGGGGCCUGCCCGAUAUGAUAUCUCAGGUGUUAAGACAUUUCUGUCACAUCGCUACUAUGAAGGAACAAUAUCCUUUCUUCCGGCUGCUGACAUCUUCGGUACUCCAAGAGAUAAAAUAAAAUGUCGAUCUGGAUGCUCUGUCUGCCAAAAGCAAUCAACAGAAAAGCUGACAGAGGAGGAGAGAGAGGGUUCUUAUGGUGUCUGGCGAGUUACCAGGGGUAAAUUCCUAGCUAUCAAUGCUGCCAGUAUGAGCUGUGCAUGUCCUCGCACCCCUAAAGGUCUUUCUCCUGCUGCUCACCUUGCUGACGGAACCACUGAUCUCAUUCUCAUCCGCAAGUGUUCUCGACUUGACUUCCUGCGCCACCUUCUGCGCCAUACCAAUAAGGACGACCAGUUUGAUCACACCUUUGUUGAGGUGCACCGUGUGCAGCAAUUCCGUUUUACACCCAAACACUGGGAGGGAGGCUCAGAGCUGGACCUCUGUGAAAGCAAGAACAGACUCUUUGGCCAAAUCUGCAGGCAGCAGCCGGUGUGCGGCUGCGCUCCUGCCCAUAGCAGCUGGAACUGCGACGGCGAGAUUCUGCCACAAACCACCAUUCACGUCAGAGUACACUGCCAACUGAUCAAGCUGUUUGCUAGAGGGAUUGAAGAGAAGACUGUGUUUGAGGACCCUUAUACACUCUGUGCUGUAUAAAUCCUAACAUCAGAUUCACUGGAAAACUUCCUGCUGGAUCAGGAAGGUUUAUAACUCUGAGAAGUGACCACGUCUGAGUAUAAUGAUUUUUUUUCCAUAUGCUGUUAUGCCCAGUGACAUAAUAUGUGGAGUCUUACUCUGACUGAAAAAGCGAGAGACUGAAAUGUGGCAAAUCAAAGUAAAUGAAAGCCAGUUUUACAAUUACAGCUAGAGUAAAUUAAGUAAAAACAAAGGUACAAAUAAAUCAACACAACCGAUGAUAUGCCUGCGUGUAUGCAAUUUAGGACCAGCUAGACAUUAUUGGCGAAACUCCAUGAUAAAUACAUUGCUGAUGAUUUUUUGUAUUUUAUAGUAUCAGAGAAAUACAUUUUCUUUGCUUACAGUUGUCUUCCGUUAUGUAAUCAAGCAGGCCUUGAGUGGAGCACUGCGUGAGCCUCAUACUUUUCAAAUCAUUAUGACACAUUGUGAGGAAUCGUGAUAAAACUUACAGCUUUUCCAAAUGUGGUCUUGCUCAGAUCUAUUUGCUGGAAUCAUGUCAUAGGUUUGAUUUUUCUAAUAAGU